Molecule: messenger RNA, 6802 nt
Organism: Pelmatolapia mariae (spotted tilapia)
Lineage: Eukaryota; Metazoa; Chordata; Actinopteri; Cichliformes; Cichlidae
Product: transmembrane protein 125
Exons: 3
Coding region: 2247-2945 (232 amino acids)
Source: RefSeq, a predicted model, not a curated record
CUGACUCUCUGUCCCCUCCCAUCGGCGUCCCCUGUCGCCGUGCGCGGCCACACCUGCAUUAAACGGGGGAAGUCCGUCCGGUGGAGAGGCAGAGAGACUGUGGGCUUUCACCGAGAGCGAAAGGGGGGGGAAGCGCGGCACCCACGGCACCUUCAUUGCUCUGGACCCUCUCAUCCAAAAGACGGCUGAAGGUAUGCGGCGACAUACGGCUGUGGGACUUUGAUGAUCUGGACAACGAGCUGGGAAUUACUGAAAAGAAAUCGAGAGCAGCUACUGCGCGGAGCUGAAGGCAUUCAGUGUGAACAGCUUAGCGCACAGGUUUUCCCUUGUGAUGCCUGGCAGAGUGAGGACAGUAAUACUGACUCGGCCAUUGUCUCAUCACUGGUUCCGGACACAGCGAGGCUCCCCGAGUGCCUUGCCUGUCCAUUGUGACUAGAGAACAGACGAAAGAUCCAGCUUGUCUGCAUAAAGACCUAUUCAGCAUCAUUCUUCUUUGCCAGCCACCUUUGUUAUACCAGGAACAAGAGUGAAGUCUCAGCACUCUCCUUAGCCCCUAGCCUUUCCCUCUGUCCCUUUGCUUCUAACGCCCUUAUCCCCAAUCCACUUCCCUGAACCCCUUUCCCACUCCCCAGGCCCAGUUUCAGCCCCAUUCGGAGUCCCAGAUGACUGCUCAGAAACAUCCGUUACCCUCCCACUCCGCACGAGCCUUCUUUCCUCUCCCUCCAGCCCCCGUGGCGCUUGGCACCGAUGCCCAUCACAUAGACAGAUGGAGCCAACCCUGACCCCUCUCUUCGCCCGUGGGGACGCCAAGAGAAUCAACGCCUGACUAGAGGAGAAGAGGGUGGGUGCGAGUGUAAAAGGGGGGGGAGACAGGAAGUACAGCAUUGCUUUGUCACCACGGCAACACAUCGUCUAAUCUCCCAUGGACUCCCCUUCAGCCUGUCCCGCCGUCCUCAGAUAAAAAAUGCCUUUAAAAAUGCACACAGCAGGAAAUUCAGCAGCAGGAGCAGAAGGAUCUAUCUUUUUUCUGACAUAUUUUUGCUUUGAUUAUUUGGCACUGAUGCCUUGUUCUACAUUUGUGCAGUAAGAGGACGUGAAGAUUGAAAAAAAAAUUCUAAAUAUAGCGAACAUCAUUUAGAGGAAAGCAAAUGAACUGCAAAUACUGAAGGAAAGGCUGUCUAUAGCACAACAAGUUUGGUUUUGAGCCCCAGACUUCCUCUUCCCCUCCAGUCUGUGUGCUCCAGAAUGAAUUCACAGAAGUUGCAACAGCCUGGCAAACAAUAUUUCAGCUUUUUUUUUAAACAGCAUACAAGCCACUUCUCAUUGUGCUGUGCUUACCUGAAUAAAGCUGUUUUCUCUUUUUUUCCUCUGACAGUCAAAACGUAAUACGCAUUGCAUUCCAGUCCGAGCUUCCCUGGAUGUCAACGCAUGCUUUUAUCUGCUGUAAGCUACCACGUUCUGCACUGCACCUUUGCCAAGCACUCAAACAUCCACUUCUUUUUGGGGUUAUUGCGCUUUCAUUCUCCCACCUGAGUCCCUGCAUUUUUCUUUCUUUCUUUGUAUUUUUAAAAUAAGCAAAAUUUUGCCUACUUCACUUUCUUUGGAUGCUUUUGCUCUCUUCUAUCAAACUCUGCUGACCGGCACUCUGAUUAGCAUACGAUAUCCUGACAUCCAGCUUUAAAAAGAACCCCUCAUCAACAGUAAAACGAGGCACUAAUGGCCGGUGAAAUGAAUUCAGCUGGCCAACAUAACAGAGGCGGGAAUACCGGAGUCCCAAAGCUUCCCAGGUGACUGCUACCAACUAACACUUUUGUCGAUGUGUGGAUUCUUUGAUUCAGAAACUAAUGCAUUAAGGAAGACUGGGAUCUGCCUCUGUAUCCGGUGUUAACUACAAGAAAAACUACAAGAAACUCCAUGAAUUUUCAGGAACAAUGCAUCCAAACUAACUUUGUGGAACUUUUGAGUACAAACCAUUGUGGAUAAAAUACAAUACACUGAUCUCAGUAAAUUUUUUUGGAACAUUUUUGGGGAAUUACAUUUAACUUCUUUUUAGAUUUGCUAAAAAUUGAAAAUUUCUGGAUAAUUAUGAGCAAAUUCCCCCAUAAAACUUCUGGAAUCUCUUGCUUGUCCUGAUCGACCUGCAGCAACCUUUGGUAAAUUUAAGAAGGACUGAAGUAACCUUGUGGAUUCUCUUCCCUCGUUGUGGUGGUGGCAUCCUUCUUCAGCAGGCUGGGAGUACCACUACAAUGCCGGAGUUGGACGACCUUCCCCCCGCGAGGGAAGCCAGGAGUCCUGAACUGGGCCUUAAUGGUCCAGCAGACCCAGCACAGAUUCAGCACAGCAUCCUAGAGGAACAAGUGGAGCUGUGGUGGUUCAGAGAUCCUGGGAAGUCUGUCCUCUGCUACUGUGUCGCUGUGAUUCUCAUCCUGGGUUGCGGACUCGGGGGCGUCGGCCUUCUUUCGACUACCACCAGCGUCUCGAGUGAGUGGCGGCUCGGCACGGGCACAGCUUUGUGCCUGCUAGCCUUGGGAGUCCUGCUCAAACAACUUCUCAGCUCAGCCGUGCAGGACAUGAAUUGCGUUCGGAGCCGACAGCGGAUCAACAUGCUAAAGAGCGGCGGUUUAUCUGACCUUCUAGUGGUUUUAAUUACCGGGCUGUCACUGUUGAUUUGUGGAGGGGUUCUACUGCGUCUGGCCCUUGCCAACCAUAUGCCAAAGCCUGGCCAAGCCCUUAAUGACAUGUACAUUUCUGGAGUGGUUUUGCUGGCUGGAGGUGGAGCUGCAGUUGUGGGUGUUGGGAUAUACUCUGUAGUGGUGAUCCUUCUUGAGAGGACGAGGCACGGACGGCGGUUUGUAGACCGGGUUUUGCACAUCUUCACUGUUUCAGGACAUAUGGACCGUCAUGCUCGAAGAGAGACUACUUCCAGUUUGGCUAACCUUAUAUGAGAUGCAACCCCAAUAAAGCUUUUUUUUUGCCCACUGGCUCAACUAAAUUAGAACUGGCUUUAUGCCCAGACACAGAUUCAUACCAUACAUGCUUUGGCAGACUGUGUACGAGAUAAAAUAGUUGAGUGUGUAGUAUAUUCUUAGUGAACACGUUAGUUAUUGGCAGUCAGAUCUCUGUGAGUAAGGAUGCAAAAAUGGAAAAUGGCAGAAGAACUGAACACUGCUGUACAUGGUGAUGGUCUGCUUUUUAUCUAUAGUGGGUAAAUGUUACUCCAUUCUCACAGGACAAAUGCUAAACAGCAUGGAGAAGACACACAGAACAACAACAAAAAAAUAUUUAAGCCAGUUCUGAUAAAUUACAAGCACAAUUUUUAUCCCACAGGAGAAGCAAGCUACAACUGAGUACAGCUAACCUACAGCAGGAGUAAAGUCCAUGAAUGAACUUUGAGCUAUUCCCUGUCUAUAAAUUCCAAGAACUGUAAGCCUACAACCAAACAAACCCAUCUUGUUCUCUAAAAGAUGAAGUAAUGUUUUUUUUGAGUCCUCAUUUGGAGGGCAGCACAUUCAAAUUUAUGCAUGUGAUUUGCAUCUGUGAUCUGCUUUGUCAAAUUGACUAGGGACCACACAUCUGACCACUACCUGCUCACUGAGGCUCUCGUAGUUGCGGAUGAGAGUGUCAUCUGAAUGGAUGAAAUGGAAAUUGAAUAAGAUGGAAUCUGCAAGAAAUGGGACAGCAUGAACAUGAACAAAUCCUAUUUAUAAUUUUUGAUUCAUAUCCCAUCCUCAUGAUCUUCGUGUAUAUGUGAAAAUAUUGCCUCUGCAAUUUCUGGGAUGAUGAAUACGAGGGAUUCUUUGGGAGUUUUAUUGCCUCGGUUUAAUAAUAAUUUAACAAAAUUCAUGCUGCGGAGAUAUAGUGUUUGUGGCAGCCUGUCAAAUGUGAUUGUUGGAGACUUGUAUCACAGCACUUUAGAAUGUAUGAAUAACUUGUGUUUUUUGUGCAUCAACACUGUACUGUCUUAAUUGUGACUCUCGCGGCGCUUUGUUAUCUUAAACCAGUGUUAAUCGAGAUUUUUGAUAUCGUCACGCCAUCGCAUUCCACUGUGUACUGUAAAACACUCAUUUAAAAUAACGUGGAGGUCAUAAAGAACAACCACCAAGCUUUGUAGACUCAUUUAGUCUCGCUUUGUUGCAUGGAUUUCUCUCAUUGUCCAGGUGGGCAGCCAGGGUGAGCAUUAGAGUUUUGAUACCACCAAAAAAAGAUAAUGCAAAUCUUGCUGUAUUAAGACUUAAAUAAUAGGAGUUAGUCUCCAGUUCUGAUUUUGUACCCACUAUCUUGUGAUGGCAUCACAUUAGCCACGACAAUUGUCAACAUGUUGUUCACAUUCUCAGCCAUGAAUAGCCUACUCAGUAUUCAUUAUUUCUUUAUUAGAUAAAGAAUUGGCUCAUGGUCGUGCUCAGACUGAGCCUUUAUUUUGAUGUCAGCUACACACUUAAAAUUUCAUGGCUACAUCUUGUGCUGUUGGACGAACCCACGUUCAGCUGCUUUCAUGGUAGUUUUAUCUACAGCUGGUGAUGCCAGGGGCACAUUUUACUCUGAUGGCACUCUAAGGGAUUCUGGAAAACAAUAGCCAGUAUGCUUUAGAGGAAAGGCAAAAAAAAAAAAAAGGCAUCUGGACUUUAAACUUGGAACCAACACGAAAUGCAGAGAUCCAUAAGGAAAGUUGUGUGUAUGAGCUGUGUAUGGGCAUGCAUUUAUCCAGUCUAUUUAAGGUGUUUCCAACAAGAACAACAUGACAGCAUGGCAGUACUGGCCUCAAGAAGCAAAUACGUUAUAAGGAUUAUUUCAUGAAUCAAAAUCAAUCAGUGCCUCCCACCUAGCCAACUUAGAAUCAACAUUUUUCUUCAAAGUAAAAUCAUUUCAUUACCUUUGACAUAACUAUGUGAAAUUCUACCUUUAAAAUGUGAAUAUUUUCUGAGUUACAAUCCCUCAAAGUACAUAUUGGAUGGUUUUGUGUUUUUUGCUUUUUAAUUUACAGUUUUUCCAGCAAGUACGGGAGAUGAUUUUGAAGAAAACACAUUUAAGGCUUGUUAAAAAUCGCAAUAGAAUCACCUUUUCAACCACUCCAAGUGACACAAUGCAAAGUUAAAAUCUUUUUGUUUAUCAUAAAUGUUUUUUAAUAACCAACUCUGAGCAUUAAUCUCAUGGGAUAUAUUAUAGUUUCAGUGACAAAACUAGGCAAAUUUAAUGUCUAUCACAUAGAGUAGCAGAAACAAGCAUUGGCACACUGGACGUUUUAUUUACUUUCUGGCAAUCCACUGGUGAAAACUUCAGAAGGUGACUUUUGGGAAAAACUUUCUAUGGGUCACAUCACCGUGUGGGAUACUUGGCUGGUCAAAACAUGCUGUUGAAUCUGAAAGCUCUCAUUCCAACUCUCCUUUUGGCACUAGGCUCAUCUUCUAGCCAUGAUUUCCUUAAAGCUUUAGGUGAUCCUGUAAAGAUGGUCCAGAAUCUUUGGAAUGAGGAUGCAGAAGAUCACCUUGAUCACAGAUGCUUCUUAUGAGAGGUCUUGUUAAGCUGCUGACAGUUUUCUUGUGGGCACCAUGGCACGUCUCUUUGCGUUGCCUAACUAAACUUUAGAGAACAACAUCCAGUUGGUGUGACACUCGUACUGACCUGCUGGCUCAUUACUCAGAUCAUGCAUUAAUCCAGAUUUUUUUAUUUACAAUAAAAACCCAUUUAGAUACCAACACUACCACUAUUGCACUUCUCUAAAUAAUACUCAGACUUUACAAAAAUACACUUUUAAUUUAACCGCGGUGCAUAGUUGGAAGUGUCAUCUGUAGUCUCGGCACUUUGAAUUUAUUAGAUGUGGGCUAUUUCUGGCUCAGAUAAUAAGCCAUAAUCAUUCCUCACAAAGCUGAGACGAAGAAAAAUCAGUGAAAUUAAAUCCAUCGCAUCAGCCUGGCCAGUCAUAGAAUUUCAGUGCAUUUGCAAUCGUUUAAACUGGGUUGUCGAUAUGUCUACAUGAGUUUUUCUCUGAAUUGGACGACUCCACGCUAUGCUGCUGAAAAUAUGGCUUUGGUAUCAUUUAAUCCUGCUUGUUUCCAGAAAUUAAAAAAAAUAUAUAUCGCAAAAGCAAUCAUGUUUCUUCCUUUUGGAAAAGUUCAUCUGAUACUUUUAAGACGCAAGGACAGAAUCAGAGUAGAAGAUGCAAAAGGUCAUUCGUGUUUGCGAAACGCUUACAGAAAAACCUAAAAAAUGGCCUUGCAUUGUGUUUCUGUUGUGUGUGCGUAUGUAAGUCAGUAACGCCUCUUAUCUGUCCCCACAUACGCACAGGCUGUUGCCUUGAGACAAAAGGGUCACACAGUUAACCAUUGUUGGUGUGAUGACGGACAGCAAGCUGAAGGCACAAUGCACAACACAGUGAUCUGUAGGGGCUGGCAUAGACCAGCACCGCUUUCUUUCAAUACACACACACACAGAAAAAUAAAAUAGCAUGGACCCUGCUGGAUUUUGACAACACGUAGAAAUCCUCUGACUUUUACUUACAUAAGUUUGUCUUUUGACCUGCAGUGCCUAUACAGUAGAAAUGACUGGCUGUGAACCCAUGCAUGACAGCCAGAAGAGGUGAGCAGAGCGAACUGGGAGGCAGUUCUGAUACUGAGGAGAGAGGACUGUGUGGGAGGAGAGGAUUCAAAGCUUUUCUGUCAAGCUAAACAGAAGAAAGAAUACAAAAACUGGACAAAUUGUUUCUCUGCUAUACACUGGAUUUGAAAGACAUUCAGACCGCUCUUCUGCUUGGUAUCGUUUUGUUAAAUUCAUCUUAAAAGGAUAAAAUGGUCAUUCUUGUCCACAA